Protobothrops mucrosquamatus (brown spotted pit viper) is the source of this 2370-nucleotide messenger RNA. It is a transcript of the gene TFR2, whose product is annotated as transferrin receptor 2. The record is from RefSeq and is a predicted model, not a curated record. Gene Ontology annotation, cellular component: external side of plasma membrane. Gene Ontology annotation, biological process: endocytic iron import into cell. The transcript has 18 exons. Bases 1 to 2370 code for a protein of 789 amino acids. Lineage: Eukaryota; Metazoa; Chordata; Lepidosauria; Squamata; Viperidae.
AUGGACUUUUGGACAGCCCGCCUGCAGCGAGUGAUCCGGCAGAAAGCCAGGCAGAGGUCCUACACCAUCUACCGCAACACGGCCGAGGACGAUGGGGACCGUGACCCCGGGGGGCUUCAGAUCAAGAUGGAGGAAGCCGAGGGUCCCGACGGCCCAGCGUCCGGCAGGCAGAAGGAGGGGUCCCCCCCUCCCGGGCCAAAACGGUGGAAGAUGGGGGUGUACCUGGCUUUGGUGGGCCUUCUCCUGCUGAUAGUAGGGUUCCUCCUGGGGUACGUCUCUUCCCGGAGGGGGGGCUCCUGCGCGGCCUGUGCGGACUUCCUGCCCAUGGUCAACGAGGACGGCCCCUACCGCCCGGCCCAGGACCCCCGGGGGCCGCCCCCCCUGUACUGGAGCGACCUGAGGGAGAUGUUCCAGAAGUAUCUCAACGAGGAGAAGAUCGAGGGGACCAUCCGAAAAAUGAGUGAGGGUCCCCACCCUCCCGGCUCCCCUGCCCUGGACGCCCUCUCCAGCCACGUCCUGGAGGCCUUCACCUCCUUUGGCCUGGACCACAGCUGGACCGAUAGCCACUACGUGGGGUUGCAGCUCCCCGACCGGAGGCAUCCCAACUUCCUCUGGCGGGUGGACGCCAGCGGGGCUGUGACGGAGGAGCUGCAGCUGGAAGAUCCAGAUGUUUACUGCCCCUACAGUGCCUCUGGCACCGUCGUGGGCGGCCUCGUCUUUGCCAACUACGGGCGCAAGGAGGACUUUGUGCUGCUGGAGCAGUUGGGGCUGAGUCCGCGGGGGCACCUGGUCAUCGCCCGCGUUGGGAAAAUCAGCUACGCCGAGAAGGUGGCAAACGCAGAGGCUAACCAGGCGAAGGGGAUCCUCAUUUACCCGGACCCCCAGGACAUCCUUCAAGACCCCCGUAAACUGGGCCUUUUCCCUAACAUCAGCAUUUAUGGACACGUUCAUAUGGGGGCUGGAGAUCCUUACAGCCCCGGCUUCCCGUCCUUCAACCACACCCAGUUUCCCCCCAUAAAAUCCUCGGGGCUGCCGUCAAUCCUGGCUCACCCCAUCAGUGCCGCCAUGGCCGCCCGCCUGCUCCGGCAGCUGAGCGGCCCCCCGGCCCCCCAGGCCUGGAGGGGCCGCCUUCCGCAGGUCCCCUACCUGCUCGGCCCCGGGGACCCCGACUUCCGCCUGCAGCUCGGGGUGCACAACGUCCGGCAGUCGGUCAUGAUUAACAACGUUUUCGGCUGCAUCGAGGGCAAAUUUGAACCCGAUCACUACCUGAUCGUGGGGGCCCAAAGGGACUCCCUGGGGCCCGGAGCUGCCCGGUCCGGGGUGGGCACGGCCAUUUUGCUGGAACUGGCCCGGACCUUCGUUGCCAUGGUGCAGAACGGGUUCCAGCUGCGGAGGAGUCUGCUGUUCGUGAGCUGGGAUGCCGGCGACUUCGGCAGCGUGGGGUCCACCGAGUGGUUGGAGGGCUACCUCACAAUGCUCCACCUGAAGGCCGCUGCGUACAUCAGUCUGGACAAUGCGGUCCUGGGAGAUGACAAAUUGCUGGCCAAGAGCAGCCCUGCCCUGAUCAGCCUCAUCGAGACAGUCAUUAAGCAGGUGGACAGCCCCAAUCGCAGCGGCCAAAGCAUCUUCGAGAAGAUGACCAAGCAGGGCCGGCGCUGGGAAAAUGAGGGCCUCCGGCCCCUCCCCAUGGACAGCAGCGCCUUCGCCUUCACCUCCUUCGGGGGGGUCCCAGCUGUGGAGUUUUCCUUUGCAGAGGAGGACUCGCGCCCGUACCCCUUCCUCAACACCAUGCUGGACACCUACGACCACCUCAACCGGGCUCUCCAGGGCCGCCUCCCCGCCGUGGCCAAGACGGUGGCCGAGGUGGUGGGCCACCUGCUGAUCAAGCUGAACCACGACCACCUGCUGCCCCUGGACUACUGGUGCUACGGGGACGUGCUCCUGCAGGAGAUCGCCCACUUCAACCAGUACAACACGCUCCUGAAGAGUCGGGGUCUCACCCUGCAGUGGAUGUAUUCGGCACGGGGCGAUUAUGUGCGGGCCGCCGAGAAGCUGCGCAGGGACAUCUACACCUCGGAGGAGCACAACGAGAGGCUUCUGCGCAUGUUCAACGUCCGCAUAAUGCGGGUGGAAUUCUACUUCCUCUCUCAAUACGUGGCGGUGACCGAGACCCCCUUCCGGCACAUCAUCCACGGCCGGGGCCCCCACACCCUGAGGGCCCUCCUGGAGCACGUCAGCCUCCUGCGGGACGCCCCGGAGAAGUUCAAUGAAGUUCUCUUCCGCCAGCAACUCGCCCUCGUCACCUGGACGCUGCAGGGGGCCGCCAACGCACUUAGCGGGGAUGUGUGGAAUAUCGACAACAAUUUCUGA